UUAUUUAUUUAACAAUCGAACAACAGUAGCAUUUUAUAAUUUAAGUUAAAAAAAAACAGGUCAAAAAUAUAACAAAGGAAAAGGCAAAGUAAAUUUUGAUCAUCACCAACCUGCUAAGUAUUUGGGACCGCUUCACUUGCUUCUCAGCAUAUGAGAUGGCCGGAUGGUCGGCACUUCCAUAUGACCUAAUUGAAUCAAUCGCAAACCUGUUGAACGCAGCUGAAGAUUUCCUUUCAUUUUCUUCUGUAUGCCGCUCCUGGAGGCUAGUUUGUAAAAGCAAGAACUGGCAUCCUGGUUUCCAAUUGCCAUGGCUCAUGCUCGGGGAAAUGCAAACCAACAAAGGGUCGAUGAGGCAAUUCUUGAGUAUGUGCAAGUUUAAGUUUCAUUACUUGCCAUUCCCUGAAACUCAAGAUUUUCGGUGUUGGGGCGCUUGUCAAGAAUCGGUCAUCACCAUUAACCCAAGAUUUGAGGUUCGCCUUGUCAACCCUUUUACUCAUGCUUGCAUUAAUCUUCCAUCGAUUACCGCAUUAAACAUCCAAGGUGCUGCUAAAGAUUGUUGGUUCUCUGUUAUUCACAAAGCUAAAUACUUCAAGAUUCAAAAUGAAUAUAUGGUUUUCAUUAUAUAUGGUCCUCGUUCUGAAGUGGCAUUCACUAGAUCGGGAGACAGCAGGUGGUCUUUGGUUCAAUCUUUAAUCCCUGCUCGUUUUGUUGAUGUUGUGUGCUUUAAGGAUCAGAUUAUGGCACUUUCAAUUGUAGGAACACUCUUUUCGCUUGAAACAAAUGGAGUCGAUACUCCAAGGAUGCUGUGCGUUAGUUCUCCGCCCCAACAAGAGAAAUCUUGGCAAAAGAUGUAUUUGGUGGAAUCGUCGGGAGAUCUUCUGAUAUUAUUCUCUUAUCCAAAUGGAAACAUGGUUAAUAGAUUCAGAGCAUACAGGUUUGAUAUCUCAAAAAGGGAGUGGAUGAGGUUGGAGGACUUGGGUACUAAUGUUUUACUUGUUGACACCGAUAUUUGUACUUCCCUUCCUGCAUGUGACUAUCUGCAGCGCAAUUGUAUCUACUUUGUGCACGACAACCUGGAUUCGUUGUUGGCAUCUGGACCGAGAUGUAUGGGGAAUUACAUGAGUGUGUAUAACUUGAAAGAAAAUUACACCGAUUUUAUGAAUUUAGGAAAUGAUAAUUCCUUUAGGUAUAUUUCCGCAACCUGGGUACUUCCUAGUUUGUGGUAGAAAGUCGUAGGCGCUCACAUUCAUGCUUUAUUGUAAACCUAGAAUAGAUAAAGAAAGAGCAUAGGAUAUUGUUCUUCUUCAAGUUUAAAUUUGUGUUCAUCUUUGCAUGUAUCAGUGGCUCAUUGCAGCCUGUUUGAUCAUUGUUCUUGCAUAUUACUUGAUUGAGUAAAAUGUGGUGAAUAGAUGCUCUAAUUGCUUA
Molecule: messenger RNA, 1425 nt
Organism: Nicotiana attenuata
Lineage: Eukaryota; Viridiplantae; Streptophyta; Magnoliopsida; Solanales; Solanaceae
Product: F-box protein At2g17036-like
Exons: 2
Coding region: 156-1226 (356 amino acids)
Molecular function (GO): protein binding
Source: RefSeq, a predicted model, not a curated record